This is a messenger RNA of Stegostoma tigrinum, 4090 nucleotides long. Its product is annotated as interleukin-13 receptor subunit alpha-2-like. The transcript is spliced from 11 exons. Gene Ontology annotation, molecular function: cytokine receptor activity; protein binding. Bases 384 to 1577 code for a protein of 397 amino acids. The record is from RefSeq and is a predicted model, not a curated record. Lineage: Eukaryota; Metazoa; Chordata; Chondrichthyes; Orectolobiformes; Stegostomatidae. Gene Ontology annotation, cellular component: external side of plasma membrane. Gene Ontology annotation, biological process: cytokine-mediated signaling pathway.
AGUUGCGCGCAGAGAGGGCGUCAAAUUGAGGGGGUUUAUAUCUGAGGCAUCCUGCAAGGAGCGUUCAUUCAGAUAGUUCCCAACUUGCUGGAGGGACGGCUCGACUGAGCCUCGAGUCUGGAUUUAAACGAGAUAUUAAGGGAAAAUGAUAUUACACUGUCCGUCGAUUGGAUAAAUUCUAGGCAGCACUUUAUCGCCUAAGGUGUUCCCCAAAUCCCUUCGGGCAACAAGAGUUAUUCGCUUCACGUAAUUUGGGGGCGUUAUAUUGAUAUGAACGCCGGUUUCACUGUCUCAAGUAAGGUUACUGAACCUCGUAAUUGACGAACUUGAUGAAUAAAUGUUCUCUCAUUCAGAGUAACAGCUGUUCUUGUGCUCAUUGAACCAUGGAUCUGAAGAAUUUUGCUGUCUUUUUUGCUCUAAUGUUAUGGCAAAGUGAUGGCUCAGAGAUGCUAACCUCAGUUGAUCCACCUACUAACCUGCAGGUCAUCGAUCCGGGCCACUUGGGUCCACUUCACAUGCAUUGGCAAGCUCCUGUCAGUUUAGCCGACAAGAAGUUGUGUGUGCGGUAUAUGUUGUCCUAUUGCAAUGUCAAUUCGACAAACUGUAAGCGCGUGAUCACCAAACAACUGGAGUACACUGAUGGGUUUAACUUCAACGAGGAAAUAAUUGUGAAAGUCCGGACCUUGGUAAAAGAACAAUGUAAAAGCAUGAUGGAGCUACAAAGUGACUGGGUUGAAAAAACAUACAGGCCACCUAUGGAAGGACAUGCUGGCUCCAAAGUUAGGGACUUGCAGUGUAUAGUUUACAACCUGGAAUAUAUGGAAUGCCUAUGGCAGAAUGGAAUGAACGCUCUAUACGGCACUGAUUAUACCCUCUAUUAUUGGCAUGAAGAGCUGGAGCAAACAAUGCAAUGCAAUAAUUACAUUAAACAUCAGGGGCGUAUUGUUGGCUGUCACUUUCAAAGUGAUGAUCUGAUUGAAUUCAGUGAUUUCAACAUAUGCAUAAAUGGCUCCUCGGAAUUGGGGCCAGUGAGACCAGCAUACUUCACAUUACAGCUUCAAGACUUGGUUAAGGCAGCAGCCCCUGACCAGGUAAAAUUGACAUUAUCAACAGCAGAAACUAUUUCUAUCCAAUGGGAGCCCUCAGCGAGCAAACUCAAGCCUCACUGUCUGAAAUAUGAAGUGCAAUUCCGUGGCAAAAGCUCUGACUGGGAGACUAAAGUAAUUUCUGAGGGAGUUACUUCGACUACUUUGAAUGCGACAGCUGGUGCAAUAUACUGUGUCCGUGUGAGAGCAGCUGUUAAUAUGUUUUGUGCUGAUGACAGCUUUUGGAGUGAUUGGAGCUCCCUUCAAUGCUUCACAGUGCGUUCAGAAGGUGGAGACAAUGAGACCAUCCAACUUAACAACUUAACAAAACUGAUUGUGCUCAUAUUUUUAGUGUCAAUCACAUUGACACUAAGUCUGAGUACUAUUUACUGCUGGGUCAGAUGGAAGAGAUUGAUUGCAAAGAAGAAACUUAGCGCGUUGCUCAACGACAAUGUGAAGCACAUCAAAAAAUGCAUCAAUAUAGACUAUUAAUGUGUUGCUCAAACUGUCUGAGUAUUGCUCAAUUAUGAUAGCUCUCAACCGUUGCAUAGGAAAUGUAUAACUUUUUCAACUUGCAUUUUAAGUUAUUAAAGAAUCUUACAAAAAUUCUAUAGUUCCUUAAAAAAAUUCUUCGUGGGAAUAUCUAGCAAGCACUGACAAACUAUUCCAGUAAGCUAAUGCUGCACUUAAUUAGAACACAAAUAGUGCAACUCCCAUGGUAUUGUUAAUGAAUAGUCCAAAGUGCAGACUUCAGUUAUGAUGAUAUUACCAUGCGAAGCUAAUGGCCACAUGGUCCAACAACAGUCCUGCCCUGCAUUUUGCCUCAAUUGUGGCAUUGUCAACUGCAAAGAUUAAUCUGCUUGUCCUUUUAGUGCCUUCUUAAGGUCAACCAUUGAGAAGGUUGUCUAAAUGGAAUACCUUGUUUUUCUAAAUUUGUUCACAGGUGUGGGAGUUGUUGACAAGGCUAGCGUUCAUUGCCCAUUCCUUAAGGUAAUGGUGGGCUGUGUCUCUGAACUGCUGCAGUCCAUGGGACAUAGUUGCAAGAUUUUGACCCAAUGACUGUGAAGGAACAGUAAGGAAUUUUCAAGUCAGAAUGAAGCAGUUCAGGGGGAAACUGGCGGGUGAUGGUAUCCCCAUGUGCCCCCAACCCUUGGUUUUCUAGGAGAUGGAGAUUGCUAGUUUGGAAAGUAUUUUUGAAGAUGUCUUGAUGAGUUGGUGCAAACGUUGCUCUGGUGAUGGAAGAAGUGAAUGUUUGAAGUGAUACAUAAUCUGCCUUUUUUCAUUCAUGUACAUGAUGUGGGCUUCGCUGACAGUGUCAGCAUUUAUUGUUCGUCUCCAGUUAUCAUUGAGAGGUUGGUGCUGAGCUGCCUUCUUGAACCGUUGCUAACCAUGUGGAUAUGUACAUCCCCAAUACUGUUAGGGAGUGAGUUCCAGGGUUUCUGACCCAGCGCCAGUGAAGAAAUGGUGUAUUAUUUCCAAUUCAAGGUGGUGAGUGGCUUGGAGUUGAACAUGCAAGUGCUGGUGCUUCCAUGUAUCUGCUGCCCUUGUCCUCUUUGGCAGUGAUUGUGCAUUUGAAAGGUGCUCUUUUAGGAAAUGUUGUUGAGCUGCUGUGUUCUGAGUGGUAUCAAGCUUCUCAACUAUUAUCAGAGCUCAACUCGUUGAGGCAAGUGGAAAGUAUUCCAUCAGGUUGCUAACUUAUCUAGUUACAUAUCUGAUUAUUUUUGGAAGCUGAAUGCCAGGUGUUAUCAAGAAAACAAAUGAUUGGAUUUAUUUUUGUGAUGCUGUCUUUUUUAAAAGAAAAGGUGUGACUUUUUGCUGUUUCAUACAAAAUAAGCUUUUUGAACAUUGAACUUUAUAUUCAGAAGGUUUUUAAAUUUAUAACAGUGUUCCUCAUCGGCCAUGAGUCAGAUACUCUGCCUUUUUGUCUCCAUAGAUUUUUUAACCAGAGAGUGCAGAAUGAGCCACUACUUUACAAAUGCUUGUUUAUGGACAUAAAAUCUGAAGACAGCUAAGUAAACAUUGAGUAAGAUCAGAGUUUAAUUGUUCAGAUUGCAGUUUAUGGCCCUGUAUUUUUUUUAUAUGGUAAAUUAGAUAAGGCCAAACAGAAGUCUUAGGUUCCUUAAAACAUUAUUUGAAAACAAGUGCAUUGAAUGUGAAAAUAUGAUAAAUAGGAAAUGUGUCAGAUGUGGUCUAUUGUGCAGUUAUCUGUGGGUUUAAAAAAAACUAUAUGUAAUUUUAAAUGGCCACUUACAAAAUACAUUUAUGAUCCAAAAAGCACCAAAUGCUGUUUGUGUGACUGCAUUACUGUCCUUUUUUAAUAAACUUCUGUAGAAAGCAUAAUAACUAAGAAAGCAAAUGAAGUAGGUGAGCAAAAUAGUUAUUGUUCCUGCUUAGGGCUUGUAAUCACUUGAUACUCCAAUCUACACCCCUGCUUCUUGACAUUGUGUCAAAAGAUUGAAGAGCAACAUUUUUUUGCUACUGAAAGUUUGUUUGUUUGACCGCUAUCAGCAGCAAACUUUCGAGGUGGUUUCUCAUUCCAGCAUUUGAUGCAGUCUGUCCAAUAAGUUAACAGGGCGUAAAACUGUUCUGAAUGUUUUUCUAUCAGAGGCAAAUGAUAACCAGAAUCUGAGAAAUGUCCAAGUUGUUUCACCUUAGAGCGAAUUCAAUUGUUGUGCUAUUAAAUGAGACUAUGCAAAGCCACUUGUACAAAGCCAAGUCCCAUAAAACUGUCAUGAAGUGAAUGGUGUUUUUAAGUGGAAGAAUGCUGAACAGGACACCAGAAGAAUCUGCAUUCCUCACAUGUUACAGAAGAUACCAGAACAGUUAAAGCAGUUUAUAGACUGCCCUCAUAUUCUAAGCAUUUAAAGCACUUUGGAAAAUGAUUUUCAAGUAGAAGUGUGAGGCUUUACUAACAUCGAUUGACAUUGUAAAAUUGUACUUUUGAUAUCUUUUAUAUUUGCCAUUAAAAUGUAGAGAAAAUUUUCAAAUAAAAUCUAUUUCUUCAA